Messenger RNA from Trichobilharzia szidati, 432 nucleotides. NCBI's taxonomy places the organism in Eukaryota, Metazoa, Platyhelminthes, Trematoda, Strigeidida, Schistosomatidae. The record is from the annotation of a GenBank genome assembly.
UAUACAUUCAACAAUCCACAACGUAUCAGUAGUAUCCUUGUGUGUCUUUCAUCAUUGAUUAUACUGUAUCAAUGCACUGUCGCCUAUUCAAUGGUUGAAUGGUAUAAAUUAAUUGGUUUAGUCAUAAAUGGAUUAUUUUGUUUUGUUAAUUUCUACUUACAUUUACGUAAUUCAAUAUUAGUACAAUUUGUUUAUUCAAAGAAAGUUGAGUGUACUUCACCAACGUCGUCAUCUCUUCCUACGAGUACUACUGCCACUACGACGACUCCUAGUGCUACUGCUGUUGUUAAUCAGACUGUGAAUCAUGGGACUGCUAACGCCUUCAAUGUUUCUUCGGUGAAUUCUCCUUCUUAUUCUUCUUCUUCUUCUCCACCUCAUGGUAAUUCGCCUAAUCAUACUACUCAUUUGAGUAGGAAUUCAAUAUCGAUGUAA